GUAUUCACAUUUAUCCCAACACACACCAUAAUUAUCACAAUCAUCUUUCUCAAUUCUUGAAAAAAAAAAAAAAUUCAACUAAAUGCUCAUACAAACCAAGAAAAAAUAAAAAAAAUGUCCAAAAUAAUAACACCCAAAAUCUCAUUUUCCUUUCUGAUAUUCCUGUUGUUGAUAACACAUGGAAAUUCACAGCAAAAUUCAGAUCAAGAAAAGGCCAUUUUACUCAACUUACAAAAACAUUGGUCUAAUUCACCUAAUGUAACCAAAUGGGAUGUUACAUUAGACCAUUGUACAUGGCCUGGAAUUCGUUGUAAAAACAAUUCAGUUUCAGGUAUUCAACUAACUCAUGGUAAUAUAUCAAAACCAAUUCCAAAAUUCAUUUGUUAUCUUAAAAAUCUCAGUUUUCUUGAUUUGAGUUUUAAUUUCCUCCCUGGAAAUUUCCCUGAUAUUUACACCUGCACUAAUCUUGAAUACCUAGACCUGUCUUACAACUACCUGAAUGGUACUCUCCCUGAUGAGAUUAACCGUCUUUCGGUUAAUCUUAAGUACCUUAAUCUAACUGCUAAUAACUUCAAUGGUGAUAUACCUAAAGUUAUUGGUGGAUUAAGAGAGUUGAAGGUUCUUGAACUCGCUGCGAAUUUGUUUGACAGAUCUUUUCCUGAAGAGUUAGGUGAUUUGGUGAAUCUUGAGAAGCUCGUGUUGAGCUUGAACAGGUUUGCUCCACAAGGGAUACCGUCGAGGUUCACUCAGUUGAAGAAGUUGAAAUAUUUUUGGAUGACGGAGGCGAAUUUGGUGGGAGAUAUACCAGAAGGUAUUGUUAAUAUGACAAGUCUUGAGUAUUUGGACUUGUCUAUUAAUAGGUUGAGUGGUAGUAUUCCAGCUGGUUUGUUUCAGCUCAAGAAUCUGAGUGUUGUGUUUUUGUAUAACAACAGAUUGUCCGGGAUCAUUCCGCAAUCUGUUAUGUCAAUGGAUUUGGAUGUUGUUGAUCUGUGUAACAACAGUUUGAUUGGGAGGAUACCGGAGGACUUUGGGAAGUUGAUGAAGUUGACUGGAUUGUCGUUGUUUUACAAUCAGUUGUCCGGUGAGAUACCGAUGAGUAUUGGGAAGUUACCAUCACUGGUGAAUGUUAAGUUGUUUGGUAACAAUUUAUCAGGCGAAAUUCCGCCUGAUUUUGGUCGAUUUUCGAAUCUUGAAGACUUUCAAGUUUCAGAAAAUCGACUUGUCGGUAAGUUACCUGAGGGGAUUUGUAAUAACAAGGUGUUAUCUAAGAUGAUUGCUUUUGGGAACAAUCUUGAAGGUGAAUUGCCAGUUUCACUUGGAAGUUGUGACAGUUUGAAGUCUCUUCGAGUUGAGAAUAACCGUCUUUCUGGUGAUAUACCAGAUGGAUUGUGGAGAGGAGAGAAGUUGUCGACGGUUACGAUGAAUGAUAACUCGUUCACCGGUCGACUUCCACGUAGAGUGGGAUCGAAUCUAUCGCGAGUUGAUAUCAGCAAGAACAAAUUUUCGGGGGAAUUACCAAGUGGAAUGGGUACUUGGUACAGUCUAAGUGUGUUCAGGGCAAGUAAUAAUCUCUUAAGUGGUCAAAUCCCUCAAGAAUUGACUGUUCUUCCACAACUAACUCAACUUUUUCUUGAUGGUAAUCGACUUACCGGAGAAUUUCCCUCGAAUAUAUCGUCGUGGAAGUCACUUGUCACUUUAAAUAGUAACAGAAAUCAGUUAUCAGGUCCUAUUCCUGCUGCACUUGGCCUUUUACCAAGCCUGAUUGAUUUGGACUUGUCAAGUAAUCAAUUUUCAGGUGAUAUUCCAGCUGAAUUAGGUAACUUGAAGUUAACUUCACUUAACCUGUCGUCCAAUCGCCUGUCGGGUAGAAUCCCAGCUCAGUUGGAGAAUGCAGCUUUCGGUAGGAGCUUCUUGAAUAAUCCCGGUCUUUGUGCAAGUAAUCCAUCGGUAGGACUCGCGGCUUGUAAGGGGGAAAACAAGUCGGACAAGUUUCCGGUUGGACUUGUUGCUGCUCUAGCUAGUGUAGCAGCAGUUACUUUGCUGGUGGCAAUUCUAUAUGGCCUGUUUGUGUGGAGAAGUCACAGAAAAAGAAAGCAAGAAUUAGUUUCGACAUGGAAACAAACGUCGUUCCAUAAGUUAGACUUCACAGAAUCAGACAUUAUAUCCAGUCUGACCGAAAACAAUGUAAUUGGAAGUGGAGGAUCAGGACAGGUUUACCUUGUUCCCUUACGUCGAUCAGGCGAUUAUGUUGCUGUAAAGAGGAUUUGGAGCAGCCAAAGGUUGGAUCUCAAGCACGAGAAACAGUUUCUUGCAGAAGUUCAGAUACUAGGCACGAUUCGACACUCCAAUAUAGUAAAACUCCUAUGCUUCAUCUUCAACGAAGAGUCGAGACUUCUUGUCUACGAAUAUAUGGAGAAUAGGAGCUUGGAUAUAUGGCUUCACUCGAAGAAGAGGUUGAACAUUGCCUCGGCAUCAGCACCACAUCUACUCUUGGAAUGGCCUAAGAGGCUGCAAAUCGCAAUAGGAGCUGCUCGCGGUCUUUGCUACAUGCACCACGACUGCUCACCGCCUAUUAUUCAUCGUGAUGUGAAGUCAAGCAACAUCCUAUUGGAUAAUCAAUUCAAUGCCAAAAUCGCAGAUUUUGGCCUUGCCAGGAUGUUACUCAAGCCCGGAGAUAACACGGUGACAGCUGUAGCUGGCUCUUUCGGGUACAUUGCCCCAGAGUAUGCUCGGAAAACUAGAGUGACGGAGAAAAUUGAUGUGUAUAGCUUUGGAGUCAUACUUUUGGAACUGGUGACCGGAAAAGAAGCCAAUCUCGGAGAUGAAGAUUCAUGUCUUGCAGACUGGGCGUGGCGCCACAUUCAAAAAGGAAAACCUAUGGCUGACGCGUUGGAUGAGGACAUCAAAGAAACGCGAUACUGGGAAGAAAUCUUCAUUGUGUUUAAGCUCGGAAUCUUUUGCACCAGCACAUUCCCUUCAUCAAGGCCUACAAUGAAGGAAGUUCUGCAAAUCUUGAUCCAAUGUAGCAGCAACAGUUCACCUACAUCUGGAGAAAAGAAAAAUGAAACCGAACAUGAUGUUUCGCCACUCCUCAAAAAUUCAAGGAGGGAGAAGAUCGAAGAAAAUGACGGUGUUGGUUUUACAUCACUCAUUUGAUGGCAUUACAAGUAUCGCUAACUGAUAAAGUUGCUGCAUUGUGAUCAGGAAGUCACUGGUUUCAAGCUGUAUAAGACUAUGUACAAUAGACCCUUGUGGUCCGACCAACCCUUAGUGCACUGGGCUGCCUUUUUUUUUUUCACGAUAUGAUUAUAGAGUAAGAAAUAGCAAAGAAUAAGACCAAAAGAUAAUGUAUUAGGCAGUGAACACUAGCAUUGUACAUUGUGCAUCAGAUUCAUAGUGUUUGCUUUAAUAUUAUUCUGCUACAAAAGUUUUGCUUUACCAA
Capsicum annuum is the source of this 3442-nucleotide messenger RNA. Its product is annotated as receptor-like protein kinase 5. Lineage: Eukaryota; Viridiplantae; Streptophyta; Magnoliopsida; Solanales; Solanaceae. Gene Ontology annotation, biological process: protein phosphorylation. Gene Ontology annotation, molecular function: receptor serine/threonine kinase binding; protein kinase activity; ATP binding. The record is from RefSeq and is a predicted model, not a curated record. The transcript is spliced from 2 exons. Bases 115 to 3156 code for a protein of 1013 amino acids.